This is a messenger RNA of Pogoniulus pusillus (Red-fronted tinkerbird), 14414 nucleotides long. RefSeq names its product HYDIN axonemal central pair apparatus protein (gene HYDIN). The record is from RefSeq and is a predicted model, not a curated record. Gene Ontology annotation, biological process: cilium movement; axonemal central apparatus assembly. Lineage: Eukaryota; Metazoa; Chordata; Aves; Piciformes; Lybiidae. Gene Ontology annotation, cellular component: axoneme.
GCUGAGUCAUGCUGCUCUGCUCAGCCCAGGAGGGAACAGAGGCUGCAGGCUGGCAGGUGAGCUGAGCCAUGGCCACUGGCAAGCACCAUCACUCCCUGGGGGCUUCCAAAGCCUCUGAUGGCAUCCAGAGGGCUGUGGCAGCUCCUGGUCAGCUGAAGCUUGCCAGGGAGGCAAAGGAGCCUGUGACUCUGACUGCCUCCACCUCCUCCUCCUCCUUCUCCUCCUCCCUGUCUGUGCCAAUGGAUCAGAGCCUGCCUGGCACUCAGGAGGUGAAGCUGCCCCGGAUCAUCCAGAAGCCAAACAAGCCUGAGGAGAGGAGGCUGCCCCUGGUUCCACAGCUGCCAGGCAUCAGUGCUGCCUCCCACCCAAAGCUCCCCUCGGCUGGGCUGGGCAGGAGCUGCUUUGAGCCUGUCCCUCCGGAGGUGCUGUUCCAGGGCUGCGUCCCGCACCGGCUCCACCGAGCGCCUCUGCUCCUGCGCAACAGGGACAAGGUUCCUCGGCAGGUGAAGGUGACCUUGGAGAGUUCUCCUUACUUCAGGGUGCUGAGCCCCAAGGAUGUGUGCCAGAAGGUAGCCCCUGGCAUGUUCUCCACUUUCCAUGUCCUCUUCACCCCUGAGGAGAACAAGGAUUACUGCCACCAGCUGCUCUGUGUCACCGAGGGGGACAGGUUCACUGUGCCCAUCCGAGCUGUGGGUGCCAAGGCUGCCCUGGACUUGCCCCAGCAGCUGAACUUCUCCCUCUGCCCAGUCAAGCACAGCACCCAGAGGACUCUGCUGCUGCGCAACGUGGGUGAGCAGCAGGCACAGUACAGCAUCAGCACCCAGAGCCCCUUCUCUGCUGCCCCCUCCCUGGGAGCCCUCGGGGCUGGUGAAGCUGUGCAGGUGACUGUGGAGUUCCUGCCCCUGCAGACAGGAGAGCACCGAGGGGCCCUGACCCUGCACUCUGACACAGGCUGGCAGAGGGAAGGCUCCUGCCUGCUGUGCCCGGGGGGCAUCUUCCAGCCAGCCAGGGGCUGUGCCACUGGACCCACUCUGCACUUUGAUGUCCCUUCCCUGGACUUUGGUGAUGUCUCCUUUGGCUUUCCUCACAGCCUCUCUUGUUGCCUCUCCAACACCUCCUUGGUGCCCCUGCCCUUCACCCUCCGUGUGCCCGGGGAUGGCACAGCAGAGCCCAGCGUGCCCAGUGCUGUCCUGGCAUCGGAUCCCACCCACCCAGCCUGGAGGCAGAGUGCCAAGGGGCACCUCAAGCCCUGUGAGUUCAGCAUCAGCCCUGGCAGGGGCACCAUCCGUGCCCUGAGCUGCAUGGACGUGCAGGUCACUCUCUGCUCCAACACGGUGGGCACCUACAAGCUGGCACUGGUGGUGGAUGUGGAUGGUGUGGGCCAGGAGCUCUUGUCCCUGCCCCUCACAGCCAGGUGUGUGGUCCCUGCCCUGCGAGUGCCCAGCCCUGUGGUGCCCUUUGGACGCUGCUACCUGAAGCUCCCUGCCCAGCAGCUGCUGCCCCUGGUGAACGACAGUGACCUGCCAGGCUGCUACCUGCUGCUGCCUCAGGAACACCAGGAGGAUGCUGCUGUGCUCUACUCCAGCCCUGUGCCCUGUGGCAUCAUCCAGGCUCACAGCUGUGUGGAGGUGCCAGUGAGGCUGGCAGCACAGGUGGCAGGAGAGCAGCACACUGCUGCCCAUGUGGUGCUGUUUGGGCGUGCAGAGGCCCCACUGGAGAUCCACCUGGUGAGCCUCGGGGCUGGCCCAGUCGUCUCGGUGCAUCCCAGCAGCAUCGACUUGGGCAGCGUCCAGGUGCUGCAGGACAGCUCCAGGAGCCUGCAGCUCUGCAACCAGAGCCCAAUCCCUGCCAGCUUCCGGGCACGGCUGCCUGCCGGAGGCUCCUGCUGGAGGGUGGAACCCAGCCAGGGAGAGGUCCCUGCCGGGGGGGAGGUGUCCCUGCGGGUGACAGCCAACCUGCGGGACACGGAGCGCUGCCAGGCGGAGCUGCAGCUGCUGCUGGAGCACAGCCCCGCCCGUGCCAUCCCCCUGCGGGCACGGGGCGUCGGCACCACCAUCCUCACCGACCGGCCCCUGGCACCGCACCUCAGCCUGGGCACCCGCUUCAGCCUCGUUCCCUGCUCUUACAGCUUCAGGGUAAGCAACCGAGGGCGCCGCCGGCAGCAGCUCCGCUGGAGCACAGCAGCUGCCCGCGGAGCUGCCCAGCGCCGGCAGCUGCCUGCCCGGGGCACAGCUCCCUGCCCGAGCCCCGCAGCUCCCUGCCCUGUGUUUCACCUGCGCCCGGCCAGGAUGGAGCUGGCCCCGGGCCAGACGAUGGAGGUGGUGCUGGAAGGCUUCUCCAGCACUCCCCAGGUGGUGAGGGAGCAGCUGCUGUGCCAGGCUGUGGUGGGCAGAGAGGCCAGGAAGACUCAGGUGAUGCAGGUGGACAUCAGCUGCCAGUUCAUUGAUCCUGCCCUGCAGGUGUCCCCCACAGCAGUCACUUUCCAGGUGGAGAAGCAACCAGGACAUGGCCUAAGCCCCCAGUACCAGCCUCUGGCCUUGAAGAACAGCUCCUCCCUACCACUCAGCAUCAUCCUGGCCCUAGAGCAGCCCUUCUCAGUCUGUGAUGUGGACCUGCAGCCCUUCCCUCUCCAGCCCACGAAGCUGGAGGCAGGGCAGGAGCUGCAGCUCCGCAUCGGCUUUGACCCUGCCCACGGGGGGGCCCUGCGGAGCUGGCGAGCGGAGCAGGAGCUGCGGAUCGGCUGCCUGGAGCACCCCCGGCAGCAGCGGGUGGCACUGCGGGCAGAGGUCUCCCUGCCCAGCCUGCGCCUCCUGCCCGCGGCGCUGCACUUCGGCUGCGUCCUGAACGGCACCGAGGCUGUGCGCAGCCUGCGCAUGGCCAACUGCAGCCCCCGGCCCCUGCGCUACUGCUGGCAGCUGCUGCCAGCCGCGGCCAGGUGCAGCUCUCCAGCUCACAGAGCCUGCGGCCAAGCUCAGGCAGUGCGGGAGGAGGGAGCCUGCCCGGAGUGCUCAGCGUCUGCAGGGAGCUGCUCUGCUGCUGGGGGUGUGGAGGAGCCAGCCCAAGCCCUGGCAGCAGCAGGGCACCCUGCCCAGGAGCCAGCAGGGGCAGAGGACUCCUUGGAAGCAAAGCUGUUCGCGGUGCUGCCGCUGCAGGGGGUGCUGCAGCCCGGCCAGAGCCAGCAGGUCACCUUCAGCUUCUUCGGCCAGCCCAACGUCGUGGCCUGUGCCACAGCCCUCUGCAGGGUGCAGGGGGGCCCCACCUACGAGGUGCAGCUGAGUGGGGAGGCCUCCUGCAUCAACUACCUCCUGGACAGCACCGAGCUGGACCUCCAGCUGCAGCAGUGUGAUGUGGUCACAGAGGCAGAGGUGACCCUGCAGAACAGAGGGAAGUUGCCCUUCACCUUCCAGGUGCUGAGCCCCAGCUCUGCUGCUGCCCACAGCCUCCUGCCCGGCGUGCCCCUGGUGCUGCCCAGCUCGGGUUCGGUUGGUGCUGGCCAGCAGCAGGUGCUGAAGGUCUCUUACCUGCCAGGAGUGCCUGGGGUCUUCUGCAAGACUUUCCAGCUCCAAGUGGCUCACCUGGAGCCUGCAGAAAUCUGCCUGAAAGGAGAAGGAAGCUUUCCCAGGAUCCACUUAGACCUGCCCAGGAACAUCCAAGGGAACGAGAAGUAUGAGAAGGUCCUGAAGGAGGUGAUGGAAAAGCUGGCACAGGACAGCGAGAGACAUGGAGCAGUUGGCCUGGAGGGGGCUGCAGCCACAGAGCCACCCCCAGGCCACUGGCACAGCAUGCUGGACGCUGGGCUGCAGAUGCAGCUGGAGGACCUCCUGAUCAAGGAGCACAUCCUGGAGCAGCUGGAGGCUCUGAGCACCCCGAGGGAAGCUGCCUCGGAGCAGCCUGCUCGACAGAGGCUUCUCAAAGCCGAGCUGCCUGAGCACCUGCUGGACUUUGGCUGCGUCGCUGCCGGCAGCAUCCACUCGCACGUGGUGAGGGUCACCAACACAGGGCAGCUCCCUGUGUCCUUCCACAUCAAGGGGCAGCUCCUGCGUGGCACAGGCUUCAGCGUGGACCUGGAGCGUGUGAAGCAGCUGCACUACUGCCAGACCAGGACCUUCCAAGUCUGCUUCCAGCCACCCAGGGGCAGCCUGGCAGAGCUGGAUGUGCUCCUGCCCAUCGAGGUGGCAGCAGGCCCCACCUUUGGUGUCCGCCUCCGUGCCCGGGUGGCUGUGCCCUCCCUCUGCCUCUCCAGGGACAGGCUGGAGUUCAGCCCUGUGCAGUGUGGGCAGUGCCAGGAGGAGACCAUCAGGCUCUACAACCAGCUCCCAGUGCCCUGCCAGUGGUUCCUCAGCAGGGCUGAGCCUGCUCAGAAGGUGCAGAGGCGUCUGGCAGCCAGCAGGCGUUCGAAGCUGCCGCCGGAGCUGCAGUCCCAGGCCUGUGUCUUCGAGGUGCUUCCCUCGGCUGGAGUCCUGCCCCCCGGGCAGUGGUGCAACCUGCGGGUCAGGUUUGCCCCCGUGGCAGAGAAGCCCUACAGGAGCAAGCUGAGGAUCAGCCUUUGCCAGAGCAGCCAACACCUGCAGCUGCUGGUCUCGGGCCGUGGGCUGGAGCCACGCCUGGACUUCCAGCCCGAGGUGCUGGAGCUGGGCCCAGUGCUGCCCUGCAGCCGUGGGGCAGAGGGCAGAGUGGUGGUGAGGAACCCAUGCCAGUUCCCCAUCGAGUUCUACUCCUUGGAGUUUGACCAGCAGUACCUGGCUGAGGAGGAGGAGCUGCUGCGGGCGCUGGGAGGCUGCGACCGCCGCAGGACCUGGCUGCUGCCCGCCCGUGCCCCCGGGCACCAGCUGCCCACACAGCUGCUGCAGAGGCUGCAGGAGGAGCAGGCCGAGCCCCAGCGUGAGCAGCCAACAGCCCAGGACGAGGCAGGGCAGCAGCCAAGCAGCACCACCAGAGGAGCCCUGGAUGCCAGCCCUGCCCACAGGAGCCUUGCCUGCCACCUCGGUGCCACCCUGUGCCCUGCAGGAGCUGCCCCCCCCCAGCACAGAGGGAUGGUGAUCAUCGUGCAUGGGGCCCCCCUGGCAGGCAAGACGUCGGUGGCAGCUGCCCUGGCCCGGCGCUACGGCGCUGCCUGCCUGUCCCUGGAGGCGGCGGUGAGGCAGGCGCUGGCAGCCAGCAGCAGCCUGCCAGGGCAGCGUGCCCGGGAGCUGUGUGCCAGCGCCGCCAGCGGGCAGAGCCAGCGCCAGCCGCAGCACGGCCGUCCAAGGGCUGCUGCCUCCCUGCGGCACAGUGCCAAGGCCAGCCCCAGCUCCCCCCUGAGCUGCUCCAGCUGCGGGGACAGAGGCAGGCAGCAGCCCCCCAGCUCCCGAGGCCAGCCCAGAGCCACGGCGGGCAGGGACAAGGCACCUGCUGGGAGACAGCUGCUGGUGGAGUCCUCAGGCUCCCAGCACUGCCUGAGCUGCAGUGGCAGCACAGCAGCAGCAGAGCUGGGCCCCGGGAGCUGCCUGCUGCCCGACGAGCUCCUGGUGGCCAUCCUCAGAGAGAGGCUGCAGCUGAGUGACUGCUGCCAGGGGGUGGUGGUCGAUGGGCUGCAGAGCUCCUUUGCAGGCAGCACAGCCUCUGCUCUGCUCUGCCUGCUGCGAGCUGUGGGUGACAGACCCCACAUCUACCUUGUGAACCUGCACCAGGACUAUGCCUCUUGGCAAGCCAGGCAGAGAGCUGCAGAGGAGCAGGCAGGCCGGGAGCAGGAGGAGGCAGCCAGGAAGGAGGCAGCAGAGCUCUGGGAGCUGGGGGAGGAGGAGUAUGAAGCCCUCCCGGAGCAGCAGAGAGCGCAGCUGGACGGCAGGAUCCGGCAGCUGCAGAGAGACAGGAGGCAGAGGCUGCAGGAGCAGCUGGCUCGAGAGCUGGAGGGCAAGCAGCUGAAGGAGGAAGAGGAGCUGAGGAAGAGGAAGCAGGGGAAGAGCGAGCGUGGGAAAGGCAAAGGGCAGCAAAGCCAGUCCCUGGCAGGUGCCAUGCAGGGCACAGCCAUCAGUGACACCAACAACUGCCCAGAGGUCACCGAGGGAGCAGAGCCCAUGGAAGCUGUAAAGGAGCACCCAGGGGACAAAGAAGAUGAGGAGGAGCAGAGGAAGGUUCCUCUGGCAGAUACCUGCUUGGGCAAGGCUCCCUUGGCAGAUACCUGCUCGGAGGUGGUUGUGCAGCCCUCAGACCCACAGCAGGAGGAAGCCAAAGACAAAGCCCAGGGCAGUGAGAAGGACUUGGACCUGAGGGGCAGUGAGAAGGACUUGGCCCUGAGCUUUAAGGCCUAUGAGUCGUCCAGGAAGGAUGUGGCAGCUAUUUUGUCCUGCUGGGACAGGGCUCAGGGUGUGCUGCUGUCCCCUUCAGCCCAGCAAGAGGAGAAGCAGCAGGCAGCAGCCGAGCAGCGCCGGCACUUGGCCAGCCGCAGGAGCCGGAAGGGCAGAGAGAAGGAGCAGCAGGAGAGGCUGCAGCAGGAGAGGCUGCAGCAGGAGAAGCUGCAGAAGGUGAAGGCUGCUGAGGACUCCAAGCUGCCUCAGCUGGAAGGGGAAGGGGCAGCAGGGGCAGGCAGGAGCCGAGGGGUUGGGGUGCCCUGCUUGGACAUCGAGGUGCUGAGCUCUGCUGAUGUGGUGAGGACAGUCCUGGAGAGCGACCAACUGCCGAGGGCAGAGCAGGUCCUGGCUGAGCUGGGCCUGGGUCCCUUAGGCCCCCCCAUCCCUCCCCCUGCUCUCUACUCCGUGGUUCGCUGCCCAGAGAGGCAGGAGCUGCCUGCAGCAGAAGGCCUCCAGCACUUCACCUUGCUUCUGCCAGAGCCUGCCACAGUGCAAGAAGAGAAGAAGGAUACCCAAAGUGUGCCCACAGUGAAGAGCUCAGAGGAGCAGGGCAGCCCAGGCAGGGGCCGCUGGAGGAAGGAGAAAGCCACAAGCAGCCAAGAGGCUGCCAGGAAGAAGCAGAGCUCUGGCCACGGCAGGAGAGAUCUCCAGAGGCCAGCCACGGAACCAGCAGGGCACCAAAGCCAGCAGGACACCCUGGCACCCCCAGGGAGACCUGGCAGGAGCAGCUACCGCUGGGUGGUGCCCGCCCAGGGCCAGGUGGAGCUGCAGCUCCACUUCAGCUCGGAGGUGCCAGGCCAGUUCGAGCAGAGGCUGCACUUCGAGCUGCUGGGGACGCGGCGCCGCUACCAGCUGCACUGCAGGGGCAGCUGCCUGCAUCCCAGCAUCUGCCAGGAGCCAGGGGUGGUGUUUCCUCGCUGCAGGAGGAGCAAGGCAGAUGCUGACAUCAUCUUCAAGGAGUAUGUCCUGAGCACAGGAGUGUUCCACUUUGGACCACUGCUGUGUGGCAAGUCAAGAGCCUGGUACAAAGCCCUGCAGCCCCCCAGCCACUGUGAGAAGAUCUCCAUCCUCAAUGCCACCCCCCUGGAGGCAGAGGUGAGCUUCUCCUUCCAGAGGGACACCAAAGCUGACACCUUCCUCCUGGAGCCUCCCAGCAUGAAGCUGAAGCCUCAGGAGAAGCAGGAGCUGAGCCUCUGGGCAUACCCCACUGCAGCUGGCCUGCUGGAGGACAAACUCAUCUGCUGCAUCAAGGACAACCCAGAGCCUGUGCUCUUCCAGCUCUGCUGCCAGGGGGUGCAGCUGCAGCUGGGGGUCAGCCCCAAGCAGCUGCAUUUCGGCAGGGUGCUGCUGCACAGGGAGCAGAGCAGGACCCUGCUGCUGCGGAACAGCUGCCCCCUGCCCGUCGCCUGGCACCUGAGUGGGCUGCAGAACCUUGGAGAGGGCUUCUCAGUGUCCCAGCAGCAGGGCACGGUCGAGCCUCGCUCGGAGCUGAGCCUGCGGCUGCGCUUCAAGGCCACAAAGGCUCUGAGCCUGAAGAAGAUGAUCCGCUUAGAGGUCUCAGAUGCAGACAAUGUGCAGGGCAUAGUCCAGGUGGAGAACAUCCAAGUCCAGGCCGAAGCCUACGACGUUGCUCUGCACAUCAGCACUGCUAAAGGUGCUGAUGGCUGCGUGGACUUUGGAGUCCUGAAGGUCCUGGACGGUGCCAAGCAAGUGCUGACUCUGAAGAACCAAGGGAAGUAUGAGAUUGCCUACAGGUUCAGGCUGGACACCAGAGAGCUCAGCACCCCCGACCUGGGGUCCCAGCUGACUGUGCAGCCCCAGCAGGGGCUGCUGCCUGCCUCUGAGCGCCCUGUGCCCAUCCAGCUGCUCUUCCACCCCAGGCAGGAGAUCAGCAUUGAGGACAAACCCAUCCUGCUGUGCCAGGUGAUUGAGCCCAGCCUGUGUGCAGGAGGUGAGACCAUCGCUGCCAUCCCAGUGAGGCUCUCAGCCAGGGCUGUGUUCAGCCGCUACAGCCUCAGCCCUGCGGCGCUGCUCAGCUUCGGGGCCAUGCUCAGCGGCACCAGGAGGAGCUGCAGCCUCCUGCUGCACAACAGAGGCCUCCUGCCCUUCGACUUCCUCAUCUGCAGGGCACAGCAGGCUGCACCCGGGCUGCCAAGGGAGAGUGCACACCAAAGGAGAUCCUCCCAGUGCCAGGCAAGAGAGAGCUUCAGCACAGCCUCUGCCAAGCCCAGCAAGCUGCACAGAGAGGCUCAUCUCACCCUGGGCAUCUUCACUGUGUCCCCUGCCUUUGGCUGCAUCCCUGCUGGGGGCCAGCAGCUGGUGACAGUGGAGUGCUCUGCAGGGCUGCCAGGGGUGUGCCAGGAGCACCUGGGCAUUGACAUCAGCAACAGAGACCCCAAGGACAACCCCCUUGGCAUCCCCUACAAGCUGCUGGCCGAGUCCUGCCUGCCAGGGUUGGUGGUGGAUGACCUGGAGUGCAUCUUCGAGGAGCAUCGAGUGUGGAGCAGCAGCCUGAGCAGCCUGAGCAGGGUGCUGCAGGCAGUGCAGCCUGAGGGAGUGUUCCUGGCAGAGCAGAAGAGGUUCCUCUUCCCCCACGUCCUGCUGGGGCAGCAGGCCACAGCUCGCUUCAAGCUGCGCAACGCCGGCAGAGUGCCCUGUGCUCUGCUGCUCUGCCUCCAGCCCAGCUCCAGCAGGGGCAGCAGCAGAGCUGGGGAGGCUUUCAGGGUGGAGCCGGCGCGGAUGUGUGUGCCCAGCUGCUCCCACGCCUUUGCCACGGUCACCUUCACCCCACACAGCAUCCAGAGCUACCACUGCACCUUCGAGGCUUCCCUGGAUGUCCAGGCAAGCCCCGCGGCGGUGCCAGGGCAGAGCCUGAGCUUCGCCAUCAGCGGCGCCGGGAAGCUGCCCGAGGUGCGGGUCCUGCGCCCGGCGCUGCGCGACGCGGCCGGGACCCCCCUGCUGCUCUUCGGGAGGCUGCUGCUGGGCUCCUGCCGCAGCCUGCCGCUGGUGCUGCACAACUCUGGAGCUGUCCCUGCCCAGGUGCUGCUGGAUCUGCUGGAUGCAGAGGGAGUUUUCUUCUUGAAAGCCAAGGCCACCACCAAGUGCCUCUACCAAGCUGUGGGCACGCAGGAGGGCUCUGCUGCAGGAGAGAGGCAGCCCCACACUGCUUGCCUGCUGCUGCAGCCCGGGCAGGCAGCAGAGUUCCAGGUGCUCUGCAGAGCCAGCCUGGCCCAGCGCCUGCGGGGGCAGCUCCACCUCUCCGUGCUGGACAACCCCUACGAGGAGAGCAGCGUCAGGCUGCUGGGGGAAGGCUACGAGGAUGACUUCAGCCUGGACAGCACCCAGGGACGGGUGGCAGAGAGCCAGGAGCAGCUGGAGGAGGAGGGCAGAGAGGGGGAUCACCUCCAGCUGGGGCACUGUCCCGUGGGCACCCCCUGCACGGCCACCUUCACCCUCACCAACCGCAGCGAGGGGCAGGUCCUGCGCUUCCACUGGCAGCCCGAGGGCCCCUUCCACUUCUCCCCCCGGGUGGGACACCUCCACCCAGGCUGUGCCAAGGACAUCACAGUGACCCUGAAAUCAGACACUGAAGUCACCUUCAGAAGGCACCCAGUGAAGUGCCAGCUGUCCAGGAUCUCCUUCCAGCUGCCAGCAGAGCAGGUGCCCGACUGGGACGACCGCCUGGGUGCCAGCCAGUGGGUGGGCAGCACCCAGGGCACGGCUCCCAGGGGGCCUCUCAAGAAGCAGCUGCUGGAGCCCAGGCCAGAGCCAGCUCACAGUGUGCUGGAGGGCAGCAGCAGGGAGGUGCAGCUGCUGCUCAGUGCCCUGGUGGCCUAUGCUGAGGUCAAGCUGGGCACAGAAAGGGUUGAGUUCCAGGGCACCCUGAUGUGCCACACCAGCACCUCCAGCUUCCCACUCUGCAACACAGGGAAUGUGGCCCUGGAGUACACCUGGAUGGAGGCUGUGCAGGAGCAGAGGGCAGGGAGCUGCUCUGAGGAGCUGCUGCUGCCCACUCUGGAUGGGGAUCUCCAUUCCUCCACUCCUGUGACUCCUCAGUCCAGCCCCUGUUUGAGCCAUGCCUCAGAGCAGGUCUCCUCCACCCUCAGCUCAUGUCUGGAGCCCACCAGUGCCAGCUCAGUGUUCUCCAUCCAGCCUUGCAGCGGCACCAUCCCUGCAGGGCAGGAGCAGCAAUUCCAGCUGAAGUUCUCCCCACUGGAAGUGGGAGAUUUCCAGAGCAGGAUGCUCUGCAGAAUUCCUAACCUGAGGCCAGGUCAGAAGGGCCCAGAGGUGGCUGUGAGGGGCAGGAGCCUGGCAUGCAGCUACUGCAUUGAACUGGAAGACUCUGACUGCAACAGUGGCACAGGGCUCAACCCCGAGCUGCAGGGAGCAGAGGGGCCAAGGCCAGAGCUCUGCACCAGGCUGCUGCACUUUGCAGCAGUUGGAGUGAGCUGCAGGAGGAGCAGGACCUUCAGGGUUCUGAACCCUACCAGCUCUGCCUUUUCCUUUCGAUGGAGCUGCCAGGACCCUGAAGCUCCUCCUGAAGUGGCUUUCUCCUGCCUCCUGGAGAGAGGACAGAUCCAGCCAGGGCAGAAAGCAGAGAUGAAGUUUGAGUUCACCCCUUGGCACCUGGCACCACGGAGUCCGUUCUGGGUCUUUGCAAUCCCUGAGCAGAAGGUUUCAGUCCCCUUCCUCUUGGUGGGCACUGCCACCGACCCGCUGGUGACUCUGGACAGAUGCCACCUCAACUUGCAGCAGCUGCUGAUAGGCCAGGAGGUCCAGCAGACCAUCACCAUGAUCAACAGUGAGGAGGAGGCCUUCAGCUUUGCUUUCAGAGGCAACUCCCUCUUCUCAGAGGACUGCAGCACCUCCCUGAGGGUAGAGCCCCUGCGAGGCUCCAUCGCUCCCCUUGCCAGGCUGCCCAUCAGAGUGAGCCUCACGCCAGCAGUGGAAGGAGAGGUGGUCUUCAACCUCAGGUGCGAUGUCCAGGGCAAGCCCCAGCCCCUGCGCUUCAACCUGAAGGCCACCGGCUGCAGCCUUGCAGUGGCCGUGCAGGCUGAGGGCAGCGACGGCCGCGUCCGGGAGCUCAGCGCCAGGCGGCUCAACCGCAUCGACCUCCAGGAGGUCCAGCUAAAUGACACCAUCAGGCACAUCUUCAGGCUCUGCAACCGUGGCAAGUUGAGCUUCAGCUUCUGCUGGGAGCUGCGUGGUCCUGCCGCCUGCAGGCAGGCGCUGAGCAUCACCCCCGCAUCGGGCAGCGUCUGGGCAGGGGGCAGCACAGAGGCCCAGCUGGUGUUUCACCCCCAGAGGAUGUGCCCUCUGAAGGAUGUGGAGCUGGUGCUGCAGAUCAGCAAGGGGCCCAGCUUCACCUGCCUGCUGCUGGCCACCGUGGUCGUGCCCAGGGUCCACUUCUCCACCACCAGCCUCAACUUCGGGGCCUGCUUCCUCUCCCAGCCUGGGCUGCCGCCCGCCCGCCGCAGCCUCCUCAUCACCAACAAGGCAGACAAAGCCCUGAGCCUGACCUGCCUGUUCACCAGCACUGCUCACCUGGAGGUGGACUUCCCAGGGUGCAUCCUGCAGGCAGGAGGGACAGUGGAGGUCCCCAUCACCUUCUGUCCCAGAGAGGCUGCAUCUUACCGGGAGCUGGUCCCGUUUGAAGUCAAUGGGCUGUGCCGGCAGGCGGUGGAGGUGCGAGGCAGGGGCGUGGAGGUGAAGGUUGACGUCCUGGAGCCUCCAGGGCAGGUGGUGAUGCUGGGAGCCCUCUCCAUUGGGCAGGUGGUGAAGAAGGAGGUCACCAUAGCCAACAACAGUGCUGCCCCUCUCACUUUUAAGCUCAGUCUCAUGACCACCACACCAGAGCUGCAAGAAGCUGGGGUUCUCAGCCUGAGCCCCAGCCAUGAGCUCAGCCUGAAGGGCAGAGGAGGCAGCUGCAAGGUGGAGGUGACCUUCUCCCCGAAGCGCCGCAUCAGGCCCUUCACUGAAGAGGUGCUGCUGGAGGGCAGGGGCCUGCUGUGCCCCCUCUUCGUGCUGCAGGGCUCCUGCCAGGGCAUCCAGGUCAGCUUGGAUCAGGAGCAGCUGAGCUUUGGGGCGGUGGUGCAGAGGAGCUGCAGAUCCCAGCGCCUGGCCAUGAGGAACACAGGCGACCUGGCGGCCAGCUUUCAGUGGGACACCAAGAGCUGCCAGCCAGAGUUCUCCAUCAGCCCCAGCCAGGGUUACAUCCAGCCAGGAAUGGAAGUGCCUUUGGUUGUGACCUUCAGGCCCUCCAAGCUGAGCCCCCCAGAGCAGUGCCAGGAGCUGCAGUGCCUCAUCCCGGGCACGGAGCCGCUGCGCCUGGUGCUGGCAGGCUGCUGCCUGCCCUGCCCUGUGGCCAGAGAGGUGCUGAGCUUCUCGUGCCCGGUGCGUGAGGAGCAGACCCAGAGCAUCCUCGUGUCCAACCCCACGGACCAGGCCUGCACCCUGCAGCCUCUCAUCGAGGGGGAGCACUGGAGGGGACCCCAAUGCUUGCAGCUGGAGGCCAAGCAGCAGCAGAAGCCUUACCCGGUCACCUACUGCCCCCUCACCAUGAGUGCCGGCAGGCAGCAUCAGGGCUCCGUCUUCUUGCCGCUGCCGGGCGGGGCAGGGCUGUGCUGCCUGCUGCAGGGGGCCGCGGAGCCGCCGCGGUGCUCGGGCAGCAUCCUGCGCCGGGUGCGCUGCGGGACCCCCCACACCGAGCUGCUCCCCGUCUCCAACUGGCUCCGCAGCCCGCAGAGGUUCCAGGUGCUGCUGAGGGUCCUGAAACCAGAGAGCCUGGAGAGCAGCUCCCUGCUGCAGGGCGCGGGGCACAUCGAGGUGCCAGGCUCUGCCACGAAGGACUACAGCCUCACCUUCCUCUCCUACAGAGAAGGAGUCUUCAGCACCAUGGUGACCUUCCUGAACGAGGUGACCCAGGAGUACCUGUUCCACAGGGUCACCUUCCAGGCCACCCCUGCAGGACCCAUCCGCACCCUGGAGCUGAGCGCUGCUGUUGGGCACAGGGUGGCAGCCACGCUCCAGGUGCCCAACCCUCUGCCUGCCCCUGUCACCUUUGCCAUCCGCUGCAAGGUGCCCGGGCUCAGAGUGCCACCGCGCUUCACCGUCCCGGCGCUGGCAGAGGCUGACCUGGUCGUGGAGUACCAACCUCUGACGGUGGGGGAGGGCAGUGGGCACCUGCUGCUGCAGAGCUCUGAGCUGGGCACCCUCUGCUACAGCCUGCUGCUGAGAGCCAGCACGGGCAGCCCGGAGCAGCCUCUCUGCUUCUGCACCACGCUGGGCUCCAGGCAGAGCCUCACCACCACCAUCAGGACGUGUGCCCAGCAGAGGACUGAGUACCUGCUGCAGACCAACUCUGCUGCCUUCCAGACAGAGAAGUCCAUCACUGUGACCCCUGCCAGCCCGGGGGGCACGGAGCUGAGCCUGGAGGUGACCUAUGAGCCCUGCCAGCUGGGUGAAACCCAUGCCAUCCUGCAGCUGUCCUCUGCCCUUGGCACCGAGCACAGCAUCCCUCUCCGCGGCAUCGCUCUCCCGCCCGAGCCACAGGGCCCCUUCUCCAUCAGGGCUGGCAGCAGCCUCCCCAUCCCCUUCCAGAACGUGUUCCUGCAGCCCAUGGCCUUCCAGUGCCAGGUGGAGCACCCAGCCUUCAGUGCCAGGGCCCCCCAGAGCCUGCGUGCCAAGGCCACCACCCUCAUCCACGUCUCCUUCCAAGGUGACCUCCCUGUCUCCAGCAAGAUGGUGGUGACCUGCCCGGGGGGGCCCAGUGUCUCCUGGGUCUACUACCUCCAGGGCCUCCCCUCCAACAAGUGACCCCCUGGGGGCCCCUCGGGGCAUGGCUUGGGCACCUGAGGGGCAUUAGCUCUGCGGUGGCUGCGCAGAGUAGGCAGGAGGAGUCCUCCCUGAGCUCCUCUCCAGAGGCUUUCCCUUCUCCAUCUGCCCUUAGCUGUGGCUAAAGGCAGUCCUCAAGGCUGGCCCCACUCUGCCCUUGCCAGGGAGUGAGUGCCCUCUUCCAGGGCCCUGGCAGAGGGUGGCUUUGGUGGCACCACUCCUUGGGCUGAAGAAUCAGGAGGAAGUCGAAGA